AUGACGACAGCAUCUAAAAGCUCUGUGCGCGUGUUGCAGCAAUUUCAAGCCUCAGGUAAGGACUUCUCGAUAUUUUUCGGUCGCCGGACUUUCGAUCGUGAUGCUAAACUGCUAGUUUUAGAUUCAUCCUUCAAUCCACCCCAUUGGGCUCAUUAUAAUCUCGUUCAAAGCGCAUUUGAGCACUAUAAGGCCCAGAACUUGCAUGUUCUUCUUCUACUAUCAGUCAAUAAUGCUGAUAAAAAACCUCAACCGGCAUCUUUCGACGAAAGAAUGGACAUGAUGAUGCUGAUGGCUCAACUUUUAACAAGAAAUUUCAUUCCAACAUCGGCCGCAUUAACCGUCUUUGGAAAAUUUGCACAAAAGAGCGCUGCAAUCCAUCAAGAAUUAGGAGCGACUUUACCACUCGUCUAUUUGGUUGGGUUUGACACCCUUAUUCGUAUCUUUGAUGCUAAAUAUUAUAUCCCGCAUGCUCCUGCUGAAGCUUUAAAGGAUUUCAUGACUACAACACAGUUUUACUGUUUAACAAGAGGAGCAAGUGGCUUGAGCGAGAGCGAUCAGGCCACUUUUGUCGAUGACAUAAAGCAGGGACGAUAUGAACCAAAUAUUCCAAGUUCUUGGCAUUCAAAGCUUGUCAUCGAAAAUAGUAAAGAUGAGUAUUCUGACAUCUCGUCGAGCUCGAUUCGUCAAAAAAUUGCACAUGCAGAUGAUACCGUGCGAUCUUUACUACCUGGUCCCAUUUUUGAUUACAUUAAACAGCACUCUCAAAAGACAAGUAUUUUUGGGCCAAAUCCAUCAAAUUAG
This is a messenger RNA of Lachancea mirantina, 801 nucleotides long. NCBI's taxonomy places the organism in Eukaryota, Fungi, Ascomycota, Saccharomycetes, Saccharomycetales, Saccharomycetaceae. The record is from the annotation of a GenBank genome assembly.